AUGAUCCCGAUUUCUUUGGAGAAAAGUCCCUCGCGGAUGGAGGCCCGGAAAUUCCACCAUCACUCCUCGCAAACUUCGUCCAUUUAUCGAACGGGUAUUUCGACGGUGGCCAAAGCGGCGGUGCUUUCGUCGGCGAUGUUGGCAAGGAAGAACUCGUCGACUAGAAUUGGUGGCACUCAAUUCGCACCCCGUGAAUCCAUCGCUAUCAUUUCGGAUAUGCUCACGAAUACACCGAAAAGGCCACCGAAUAAGGACUACCUCGAUAACGACUAUGUGGAGAAUAUCUUGAAAUCUGCUUGUUUGUUGUCUCUAUUUACAGUCUGCAUCCAUACCCCAGUCACUUUCGGCGUUUGGUGGCUGUUGAGCUAUUUGGUGUGGGCGAUUGAUGGGAUUUGCGUGCUGCUCUUCUCGGCCGAUAUCGUCGCCCGAGCGAUUCGUGAUGGAAUUUAUCGAGACAGAGACUCACUGUUAACCCAUCGAUGGUCACAAUUCGAUGUGUUCAUGCUGAUCGCCCAUUGGGGUUCAUUGGUGUUGCACACGUAUCAAUUGAUAGGUACCCAUUUCCCGCACCUCAUCCUCCCCUAUUACGAUUGGUUUGGUGUGAUUCGAUCCGUUCGCCCGUUCAUCAUCAUUCGUUUGUUGAGAUUGGCGGUCAAGUUCAAAUUGCCGAAGCACCGGAUCGAGCAAUUAUUGAAACGUUCCUCUCAACAAGUGCAAAAUGUGACCGUGUUUUUCGUCUUUUUUAUGGCUUUUUACGCGAUCAUGGGCAUUCAGCUCUUUGGAAGAAUGGACUAUCAUUGUGUAUUGAAAACCACCGAUCCGAACAAUGUGACGAUAGCCGACUUGGCAAUCCCGGACACAAUGUGCAGCAAACCGGGAGGUGGUGGCUACGAGUGCCCCUUACCGAUGGUCUGUAUGAGGCUAAAUAUGGAUGCGAAAACCGAGGGUUUCUAUGGGAUGUUCAACGAUUUUGGUGCUUCCGUAUUCACUGUAUAUCUGGCGGCCUCCGAAGAGGGAUGGGUCUAUGUUCUGUAUGACUGUAUGGACUCUCUUCCAUCACAUCUCGCUUUUAUCUACUUUCUUACGCUCAUCUUCUUUUUGGCUUGGCUGGUCAAGAACGUGUUCAUUGCGGUGAUCACAGAAACGUUUGCCGAGAUUCGCGUGCAAUUCAGCGAGAUGUGGCAGAAGAAAGAAGUGACCGUGGAUGAUGGAUUUAAGCAGAAACUCGAGAAAACGGAGGACGGUUGGCGUUUGGUUCGAAUGGAUGAGAAUCUCCACGUUGAGGGGCAUCGACAAAAAUUGCAAACGUUUCUCCGAUCGAUGGUUUUCCAAUGUUUGGUCAUCGUUUUUGUUUUGCUGAACGCGGCGGUGAAUGCCUCAUUUGUGCAUAAACAUGAUCAAAGCGAUGUGAUUCGGAGGGAGAAUUACUGGUACAUUGAGAUCGGUUUCACGAUUCUCUUCAACAUCGAAUGCUUGGCGAAAAUCGUGUGCUUCGGUUGGCGGCCGUUCAUUAAAAGAGGGAUUUUUAAAUUCGAGUUAAUUUUGUGCAUCGGAAGCUCGUUGAAUCUGAUCAAAUACUUUUACGAGCGCAACUAUUUCACGUAUUUCCAAGCAUUUCGCCUCCUUCGACUCAUCAAAGCCUCGCCAAUCCUCGAGGAUUUCGUGUGGAAAAUCUUCAGUCCCGGGAAAAAGCUCGGUGGCCUCGUCAUCUUCACCAUCACUUUUGUUAUCAUCGCCUCUGCAAUUUCCCUCCAACUCUUCAACUCUGUGCCAAAUUUGCCGUAUUUUCACACGUUUCCUCAAGCUUUCAUGUCGAUGUUCCAAAUCAUCACUCAAGAGGGAUGGACGGAUUUCGUCGUUGAAGUCCUCCGCGCCACUCCCGAUGGAAUUGUCCCUUUCGUGGCUAUUUAUUUUGUCGCUUAUCACCUUUUCGUUACACUGAUCGUUCUUUCCUUAUUCGUGGCCGUUAUUCUCGACAAUUUGGAGAUGGACGAAGAGUUGAAAAGAGUGAAACAAUUGAAGGCAAGAGAAGCGACCACUGAAAUGCGCUCGACUCUCCCGUGGCGUUUGCGGGUUUUCGAGAAAUUCCCGACUCGACCGCAAAUGGUUCGGAUGAAACGCGUGGAUUCUGAGUUUCCGAUGCCAAAAGUACGAGAUAGUUUCACACAUCAAUUCGCUGUCGAACACGCCGAUCCGGAGAGUCCGGAUUUAGAAAUCGAGACGACCAAGUGCGUCUUUCGCUUAGCGGCUUUUAAAAGGAAAUCGUAUCGAAUGGAGCCACACGUGAGACACAUCGGAAGUACGUCGAUGAAAGCAUCAAUCGCCAACUUGCUUGACUAUUCGGAUCGAACUCGUCAACUCGUGGCCUCGUCUUUUCAUUUCCUGCCCCGUUUAUCCCAAUCGGUGCACCGAAGAAAAGACGCGAUACCCUUCAGCAAGGCUCGACAACAGCCAGCAAAAAUGUUCAAUCAUCCACAUCAAUCGUCUUUUCAAUCGAAAUAUUUUGAGCAUUUCGAGAAUGGCGAUUUGAUUCGACCAUCGGAUUCGGCUCCGAAGAAAGAUGCGAAACAGGGAGAAAUCGACAUUCGAGCACUUCAACAAAAACGACAAUUGGCUGAGAUUACAAGGAAUCGAAUCGAAGAAGAUAUGCGGGAAAAUCAUCCAUUCUUCGAUCGUCCACUUUUCAUGGUCGGACGAGCAUCAAAAAUGCGAGACUUUUGCAAAAAGAUUGUACACGCGAAAUACGAUCAAAGUGAAGAGACGUCGCUGGGUGGAGCCGUGAAAGCACAAAGGAGAUAUAAAGAGCUACACGCUCUGGUCGGUCUAAUGCCGUACCUCGAUUGGUCGAUGGUUUUGAUCACGGUUCUCUCGUGCGUUUCGAUGCUUUUCGAAAGUCCCUGGCCGACCAAUGGAUCCUAUCUUGUCAUGAACAAUUUCUAUCUACAAAUAGCCGACUAUUUGUUCGUUUUGUGUAUGACAUUCGAAUUGAUUGUGAAAAUUAUUUCAAAUGGCCUCUUUUUCACGCCACAUGCUGUGGUCAGAGAUGUGGGCGGAGUCAUGACCAUGUUCAUUUAUUUUACCUCAGUCAUAUUCCUUUUUUGGAUGCCGGAAAGUGUUGAGAUCAACUCUUUAGCGCAAAUGUUGAUGAUUUGCAGAGCAAUGCGACCGUUAAGAAUCUACACUCUUGUGCCGCACAUUCGGCGGGUUGUUCUAGAGUUCUUCCGUGGCCUCAAAGAGAUCCUUUUGGUAACAAUUCUCCUGAUCGUUUUGAUGUUCAUCUUUGCGGUGAUGUCCGUGCAAAUUGUUGGCGGAAAGCUGGCAGCGUGCAAUGAUCCGAAUGUCACGAUACGGGACAAUUGCACUGGUGUCUUUGAGCAGAAGAUCUUCGUCACCCGGAUGGAGGUUUUCGGGAAAAACGAUGAGAGUCUCCAUCCGAAGAUUUUGGUGCCGAGAGUUUGGACGAAUCCACGGAAUUUCAACUUUGAUCACAUUGGGAACGCGAUGUUGGCUUUAUUCGAAACUCUUUCAUAUAAAGGAUGGAAUGUCAUACGGGAUAUUGUUUAUAUUAGACAUGGACCGUGGGCAGUCAUCUUCAUUCACAUUUAUGUCUUUAUCGGCUGCAUGAUCGGCUUGACGCUUUUCGUCGGCGUCGUCAUCGCGAAUUACACGGAGAAUCGGGGCACCGCCUUGCUAACUGUCGAUCAACGUCGAUGGCACGACUUGAAGGCUCGUCUCAAGAUGGCUCAACCCCUUCACGUGCCACCAAAACCCCGUGAGAGUGCCCGUGUUCGGAAUCUCUUCUACGAGUUCACGACUGGAAAAGUCUUUGAUCGAAUCUUCAAUUUCCUUGUCGUUCUCAACUCGGCCACUUUGAUCGUUCCAUGGAAUGUCGAAGAGGAAGAGGAACGUUUCAAUGUUCUUUUCGCUGUCACUUCCCUCGCUGCGAUCAUCAAUGUUUUGUUCGCUGUCGAGAUUGUGCUAAAAGUGGUGGCUUUUACGGGCUCAGGCUUCUGGCAAUCUAAACGCAAUCGAAUUGAUCUCUUCAUCACGGCGUUAGGUCUCCUGUGGGUGAUUUCGCAUUUCUUCAUCGCCGUUCCCCAGAUGAAUUUGAGUCGAAACUCAGAUUUCCGAAAGUUCACCUACACCGGCGGAUACAUCGUUGUCAUUCUACGCUUUUUCACUCUAGCAGGUCGUAACUCGACACUGAAAAUGCUGAUGAACACGGUGGUGAUGUCAAUGUUUCGAUCGUUUUUCAUCAUUACCGCCAUGUUUUUAUUGGUGUUAUUCUAUGCAUACACUGGAGUGAUUCUCUUCGGAAUGGUUAAAUAUGGGCAAGCAGUGAGCAAGCAUGUUAACUUUCGAACGGGUUCUGAGGCGCUUGUCGUUUUGUUUAGGAGUAUCACUGGCGAGGAUUGGAACGAUAUUAUGCACGAUUGUAUGCGAAGUCCCCCCUUUUGUUACUGGCAAGAGGGGAUCAACUAUUGGCAAACGGAUUGCGGCAAUUAUUAUGGAGCGAUCAUCUAUUUUUGCUCUUUCUAUCUAAUUAUUACAUAUAUUGUACGGAAUCUUCUUGUCGCUAUUAUCAUGGAGAACUUCUCAUUGUUCUAUUCGAGUGAAGAAGAUGCUUUACUUUCUUAUGCUGAUAUUAGGAAUUUUCAAAAUGUUUGGAAUAUUGUCGAUUUUGAGCAGAAAAGAGCGAUUCCUGUGGGAAGAGUGAAAUUUCUGUUACGAUUAUUGAAAGGUCGUUUGGAAGUGGAUCCGGAAAAAGAUCGAAUUCUUUUUAAACAUAUGUGCUAUGAAAUGGAAAGAUUGCAUAACGGGGACGAUGUUUCAUUUCACGAUGUUUUAUAUAUGUUAUCGUAUCGAUCGGUGGAUAUUCGUAAAUCACUUCAACUUGAAGAGCUUUUGCAGCGCGAGGAACUCGAGUUCAUCAUUGAGGAAGAGGUAGCUAAACAAACAAUUCGCACGUGGCUGGAGACGUGUUUGCGACGAAUUCGAAACCCAAAACAGAAAGAUUCGUUCGUCGAGAUGAUGGCCAAGUAUCCAAAUCCAAAUUCUGCUGGCAUUCAAUCACUUUCUACUGUUUCCGAUAAGUCUGAGAUGCCGAAAUUUCGCUUUGGAGCCCAAGAUGGGGCAUCGUCGAAUGGCUCAGAGGACGGUGACGAGCCGAAAGAGCCGCCAAUUCGGAAGAAAGCGAUGAAAAGUCGACGAAGCAGCAUUCCCGAUGUGUUUCCGACAACAACUCUCUUCCACGAAGCAGCCAGGAAAUUGAUGGCUACAACGGGUGGUGGAAGUGAGAAAAAGGAUCGGAAGAAGAAAGAAUCGAUCAUCGGACAAUCGGCAAUUUGUGGAGGAGCACAGGGAAAAGAAAGAGAAGGCAUCGGAGCGAUGGGAGAGACUGUACAACUGUUGCCGAGACAGAGGAGUCACUCGGAACACAAGAAAAGCCUCAUCCCGAAGCAGUUACAUCUCUCCGUGUACGAUUUGCCGGACGUCGAGGAGCGAGAAGAGGGUCUUUUCUCGCCGCCGCGAACCGCCGAGCCGGCUGCUGAGGCAUUCUUGUGGAUGAGUGGAGCGCUGAUGGAGAACAAGUUGACAGGUCAACCAUCACCGAAAUUCGGCGAGAGCCCGAUGCGUGCAGCCCAGGAUGUGAAUGAGUGGUGGCAAUCGCUCAUCAAC
Mesorhabditis belari is the source of this 5679-nucleotide messenger RNA. The record is from the annotation of a GenBank genome assembly. NCBI's taxonomy places the organism in Eukaryota, Metazoa, Nematoda, Chromadorea, Rhabditida, Rhabditidae.